GCUUAUUGCUUUAGUACAACUCUCUGUCACCACAGAGUGCAUGAGUGUUUGCGAUGGGUUUAAUAGGAAAGUUGCUUAUUCCUCUGUUUGGCGUGGUGCUGAUAUGUGGAGUAGUGUGUGGAUCCGACCUCAACUACGACGACAUUAAUGCAUUGCCAACGGACGAGAAACGUCGCAUCAUUCGCGAGCUGUUGCGUGCCCAACGUGACAUCCGCAGUGCCCUGCUCAAGAUUCACUACAGCCUGAACGGCGAGGAGUUCGAUGCAGACGGCAAGGAGGAACCGUACUGGCAGGGAUGCUGGGAUAAGGAUCUAGCUGGCUAUAGGAAUUCGAUAGAGACGAAGAUCAGUGCACUGACCAGUGGUCUAAAGCAGGCCCAUCAUCUGAUGGAUGAAGUGAAUGAGCGCGUCAAACCACACUGGUACGGUCCGUACAAACCAGGUGGUGGUUCGUACGGUGAGUAUGGUCCACCAGGAUAUGGUCCACCAGAAUAUGGUCCUCCAGAAUAUGGUCCACCAGAAUAUGGUCCACCAAGUUAUGGACCAGAAGGAGGGUACAGACCAGAUAAACCAUCGCACCCACCAACUACCAGCUAUCGACCGCCCACGGAAUCGUAUGGCUCCGGAGGUGAUGAUGAUGAUGAUUAUUACGGGCGAAGUCGUCCCGCAGUUGGAAAUCGCCGCUACGGAAGGGAACUGGACUUGUCCAAGCAGGCGGAGGUGAACGACGAUAAACCUGUGGAUCCGAUCGAGGAGAGCGCAGUAGUCAAUGCACUAGAUCAGCUGCCUGAUGAGAAACAGUAAGGAACACG
This is a messenger RNA of Anopheles funestus (African malaria mosquito), 811 nucleotides long. RefSeq lists its product as uncharacterized. Bases 54 to 803 code for a protein of 249 amino acids. The transcript is spliced from 2 exons. The record is from RefSeq and is a predicted model, not a curated record. NCBI's taxonomy places the organism in Eukaryota, Metazoa, Arthropoda, Insecta, Diptera, Culicidae.